Molecule: messenger RNA, 1401 nt
Organism: Talaromyces proteolyticus
Lineage: Eukaryota; Fungi; Ascomycota; Eurotiomycetes; Eurotiales; Trichocomaceae
Exons: 4
Coding region: 1-1401 (466 amino acids)
Molecular function (GO): oxidoreductase activity
Source: RefSeq, a predicted model, not a curated record
AUGUCGACAGCGUAUCGUUACAAGCUAGAUCCUAUUGAAACGCCUGGCUACUGUCAUGUGGGCAACAAACUCACCCAAGAAAGCGCCGACGUGGCCAGUCUGAUCCUGCAGUCUAACAGGACGGCCUACCAUGUCUUCACCACUGAUUUCGAUAAGAUGGGAGCCUACCUGCACAAUCAUAUUGUACACCAUGUGACAGCUCUGUGGGCCUUGGGAGCCGAUGAGGAGACAAUGAUUUUUCACAAGAAGAACAAUGAGAACUAUCAGCUUCUACCCCGCAAGUUCCCAGAGGAAUCGAUUAUCGAGGAGAUGAAGACUGAGAAGGGAUUCCGGAAGUAUAGGGGCAGCCAGGACCACUUCCUGGACUAUGUCACAUUCUUUGAGCGUGAAAUUGAUGAGCUGGGAUACCAAGAGGUCCUGCAGAAGUAUGUAGUUGGAGGUGGGGAGAUUGCAGACGAUAUUCUCGCACGCAUGUAUCAUGGCUACGUCCACUCUUUGAUGUAUCUUGGCCAAGGCCUCGAAUUCAAGCAACUCCCCCUGGUAGCCGAGGCCCUAGCCCAGGCCGUCUCGCACAACGACAUGUACUACAACGACUUCCUGAAAUAUACAGAGCUGCAGGCUCAAUAUUCCCCCGAGCCCCGACUUUCCCUCCUCGAAUGCCUGGAGGCGUGCCGCGAGGAUCCAGUCAUCUCGACCUGCUCCAGUGUCGAUAUCCACCACCAGGUCGUUAACGGCUCGUGGAAGGUCGAGAAAGAGAUGAUCCGGGACUAUGUCUGUGGCAAGGCAUUCAAGGAGAUGGCUACAGUGUGCGCUCGAUAUCGCGUUGAUGAAGACGACGUAGAAAGGGCUACAGCAGAAUUGAUCAAUACAGCUGUAUACAUGGCGGCUGCUGCCCAACGUCCUCCGCACCAAUGCCGCUACGACUUCUUCCUGAUCCACGGAAGUAACUCUUCCAUCUGGCAAACAGCACUCACCCAAGAACCCUCCCUGACCCCAGCCCAGAAGGCGCGUCUGAUCGAGUACACAGGGCGCGUGAUCCUGAUGCUGUACGCAGGAAUGGGUUCCCCAGCUCUCAACAUCGACUGGCUUCUCACGCAGCAAUGGCACGAGCCCGGCACCGGUUGGGACCGAGUGAUUGAGCGUGUCAUACACCACAAGGACGACGGACACAUGGCGAAGCUGGUUCGUGUGAUUCGUCAUGCUGAGGAGGUCUCGCGUCCGUACGAGGAUCGGCCUGAGUUCCCGAUGAAGUCGCACAUGUUUUUGCCGGCUGCGCAGGCUGCCAUUGAUUCUGGUAGUGACAAGCCGAUGUCUGGUGUCCUGCAUUUUGAUUUUGUCCGUGGUUCGGCAUUUCCAGAGGCCUGGGCGAAAGUGCCAAGGAGGGGUGAGGUGGUGGCGUAG